CAAAACGAAAAUAGAAUGACAUAAUAUUUGGAAAGAUGAUAUAACGUCUAUAAAUGGGAGUGGUUAUCUAUAACGAAAUCCAAAGAAGUAAACCACAGCGGUAUUGCAUGUGGUCAAGUCAACCAAAACAUGAAAAUAAGUGCACUGGGUAUCACAAAGUUUACAAAAUAGUUAAAAUAAUCAACGUACUCAGGGACUUCCGGUUUGUGCCUAGCGAACAGAGACCCUCGACUUCAGAAGAGUCGGGAUCGGUAGACAAUUCCUUGUAUUGACUUAUAUACAGUGUUGCUUUGGUGCAGGCUUACAUAUACAUACUUUUUAGCAUAUAAUUUUCAUCAGCAAAAUUAUAAUAAAGAUGAUGCACAGUAACUGUAGUGAACCUGAUUGCAGUUUAUGGUAUAGUCGUCACCAAUCACAGUCUACGUCAUAUGACGAGUUUGGAAGUGGCGCGAAUGUUCCCGAUAACGCCACAAGAACAAACAGACAUGUACCACAGAAUUUACCUUCAGAAGCUCCAGGAGGACAUACAGCAGACAAGGCUCUGAGACUAGCAAGAGAAUACGGCAUCAAUACAUCUAAACCAAAGUACCAGCAAUACGCUGUAAAGGCCACACGCCUCAACACUUUCGAAAACUGGCCUGCGUUUUUCACCCAGAAGCCAGAACAAUUGGCAGAUGCUGGGUUCUUUUACUCGGGAAAGAGUGAUGCUGUCUUCUGCUUCUUCUGUGGUCUGGGUUUACAGGAAUGGGAGGAAGGGGACACGCCGUGGGGAGAGCAUGCGCGGUGGUCUCCUGAAUGUGUCUUUGUAAUCAAUGUCAAAGGUCAUGACUUUAUCGAAUUAGAGAAGCUGCGGAACACGAACCCAGAUGAGUACUUUGCAAGAAGGGAAUUGUACUCCAAAGACGAUAAAUCUCAAGGAAAGUCAAAAAUUGAUACUAUGAAUAGUCCAGCGAUUCAGAGCUUGCUACAGAACGGGUACGAGGAAUCAGUAGUUAAACAAGCAGUUACGUUUUUCCAGAAGCAGAACAGAGGGAAAUCCUUUUCAGCGAAGGAACUUUUAGAAAUAAUAUUUGAUAUUGAAGACAACAAUAUUGUUUGUGAAGAAUUAGAGAAGAAAGACGACCCAGUUGUUCAAACAGACAACCUUGUGAUAAAAGAAAAUGAAGAACUCCGGAAGUCGACAUACUGUCGGAAGUGUUCGACUGGUUUUGCUUCGGUCGUCUUUCUUCCUUGUGGACAUUUGUGUACAUGCACUGACUGUGCACCAUCUAUUAAGCAUUGCUUGUUGUGUGAUCAGUUCAUUAAGGGCACAGUUCGCACUUAUCUGGCUUAGUAUAAUUAUGAAACAUUUGCUUGACAUUUUUUAUUUUGAUAAAGAAAUGGAGAACCUUC
Molecule: messenger RNA, 1392 nt
Organism: Saccostrea cuccullata (small rock oyster)
Lineage: Eukaryota; Metazoa; Mollusca; Bivalvia; Ostreida; Ostreidae
Product: baculoviral IAP repeat-containing protein 3-like
Exons: 6
Coding region: 356-1333 (325 amino acids)
Biological process (GO): positive regulation of protein ubiquitination; regulation of cell cycle; negative regulation of apoptotic process
Cellular component (GO): cytoplasm; nucleus
Molecular function (GO): cysteine-type endopeptidase inhibitor activity involved in apoptotic process; ubiquitin protein ligase activity
Source: RefSeq, a predicted model, not a curated record